AGGGCUGUCUGCGACACAUUCAUUCAUCGAUGACACAUUCAUUCAUCCACAAUAAUUAAUAUAUAUAAUCUGUGGCAUACAUUCACACGUUCACUCAUUUUCAUUCAUUAUUCAUUCUAUCUAGCCAACAUGGCCUCACGCUGUACGUUCCAAUAAUAUUUUAUUAUAAUUGUUUAAAAACUAGAGUAAAUGUUUUAUGGAAAACUUCAAGCUUGUUUGAUUCAUCACGAACAAGAAUUGGCGACCGUGACAGGACCUGCAUCGAAGCGGAGCCAACAGCUGCUCAGUUGUUCUGCAUCGAGGACGCGUGGAUGGCGUCGACGACGCGUCGUCGACAAAAGACGAUCUAAUCUAAACCAGCAACGGGCCGUGUUGAAAAUCCAAGAUCACUGCGCCUGAAGUCCUGCUACCUAGUCUUCCUAGUCUAAUCUACUGCCUGGGUCGAAAAAACGCCGUCUUCGCCAAGCCAUUCUUAGAACUGCUGGGACCGCGGAAGCCCGAUCGAGCAAGGUCCACCAUAGAACGAGUUCAUAGCUACAUACGUGCUGCUGGCUACCUGUGGAUUGCAAAGGAUCAGUUUGGCUGCCUAUUUAAAGUGAGCUCGUUCCAUAUUACCAAUACGCCCAUUGUGUUGUCCCUUAAUCAGUGCAUUUAGCGAGCUUAGUUUCUCAGGUCAGGUGAAAUUCCUACGUUUCGAUUUGUGUCUAUUUUGCCUCACCAAAUUAACCUCUAGAGGUCUAAAUUUUCAGAGGAUUCACACAAAUUCGCCUAAUUAAUUUCACUUAUUCAGAUACUCGCCGCCAUCUUAAAAUUUUUCUUUUGUUUAUUCAAACUAAACAAUUUUUAUCAAAUCAUCCCACUAUUAUCGCUUCUUUCUCCCAUUUAUCACUCAAUUAAAUCUCUUACAUACUAAAUAUCUCCCGAGUUUUCAAAGUAAUAAACUUAUAAGCCGUCAUCGCUUCGUCAUACGAGUGAUUAGUUGUCGUUUUCAGUGCACUAAGACACACGGAUUAACCUGUUUCAGAGAUCGUGCGUUGUUAUUUAUAACACGGCAUCGCUUGAGCAUCGCUGUUAUCUGACUGCCGGCGCUCCCUCCGACCCAUCUUACCAUUGCAUUGCAAACGACGCGAGCCGUGAGCACCAGCUGAUCAACAAAGCGAGGAGCGUAUCGUAUGCUAUUAUAUCUAUUUCUUUAUCUAUUAACAUCUGUUUGUGUUAGCUCAUUGCGAGUUUAUUACAAUGUCUGAAUCUUUAAAGUUAAAGGAAUUGAUAACCAAACGCGGUUCUAUUAGAGGGCGCGUUACGAAAUUUAAGUUAAGUCUAGACAGUUUAGCUUUGGUAGAAUCCAUUUCAAAACUAGAAGUAGAUAAGCUCGCAUUGAAGUUAUCCAAAAUUGAGACGUUAUUCGUUGAAUUUGACGAGGUGCAGAAUCUUAUAGAAAUUAGUAACGAGGAAAACCAAAGCAGCGAGUUAGUUACUAGGUAUUUAAUAGAAAACGAUUUCUACCAUUGUAUAGCGACGGCCCAAAGCUUAAUUAAGAAACAUUCUGAAGUUGAGGAUAAUGAAAGUGAUUCUCAAAGUAAACCGUCUGUAGCUACGUGUCAUCAUAACGAUCACAGUUGUAAUGCAUUGGGUUUUAAGUUACCGGUUAUUAAAAUUCCAAACUUUGACGGUACGUAUUUCAAAUGGUUGGAAUUUAAGGAAACAUUUGUUUCGUUAGUUCACAAUAAUAAUAAGAUUGAAAGCAUUCAUAAAUAUCAUUACUUGCAAUCUUAUUUAGAGGGAGAAGCGGCUCGGGUGAUUGCUAACUUGGAGGUUUCUCAUAAUAAUUAUUCCGAAGCAUGGAAACUUUUAUGCGAACGGUACGACAACAAGCGUCAGUUGAUAAAUAACCACCUUAAAUCUUUGUUUAAUUUUAAUUAUAUUCAAGAAAAUGACAAGUCUUUAAGAUAUGUGAUUGACCACAUCACUAAAAACCUUCGUGCACUUAAUUCACUAGGGCUACCUACAGACAAAUGGGAUGUUUUAAUUAUAUACUUUAUCGCUGGUAAAUUAAGUUCUAGUACAUAUUUUAAAUGGGAAGAACAUAUAAAUAAUUUGAGUGACAUACCUUCGCUUAAUGAUUUCUUCAGUUUCCUUAAACGUCGCGCUGAUGUAUUAGAAACCGUUUAUCGCCAUAAACAUGACCCUCAAGAUAAUAAACAAAAACAAUUAUCUAGUAAUCAAAACAAACUUAAUAGUUCCAAGUCUUUGGUAGCGGCUGUGCCAAACGGAAACAACACUUCUUCUUCUAAAACACCGGAAUGUUUAUUUUGUAAAAAUAACCAUCGCUUAUAUGAGUGUCCAUCUUUCAAGUCCAUCUCAUUAGAGGAGAAGAUAACCUUUGUUUCUUCUAACAAAUUAUGUGAGAACUGUUUGAGACCUGGGCAUGUCGUUAAACGCUGUCGCCUCUCAGCUACAUGUCGUCAUUGUAAGCUACGGCAUAAUACUCUUCUUCACAAAUCAGAAGAAAAAGAAAUUUCUAAUUCAGUUAAUUCUGUUAGUAUGUCCUCAACAUGUUCUUCUGAAGUACUUUUGUGUACUGCUCGAGUAAAGGUUACCAACCCUGCCACAAACGAGACUAUGAUAGUGCGAGCUUUGCUCGACAGCGGGAGUCAGUUGACAAUUAUUACAGAGGCCGUGAAGCGUCAUCUAAACCUGAUUCCUCAGCCAUCAGACACUACCAUAGUAGGUAUUGGUAAUACUCAAUUAAAUAUUAACACAGAACGCUGUAUUCUACGCAUUCACUCUGAGACAAAUUCCUUUAAUGUGACAGUUUCAUGUUUAGUUUUGCCGCAAAUUACCGGCAACGUACCUAAAUCAAAAUUUGAUUUAAAACAAUUGAAUAUUCACGGUUUUCAGUUAGCAGACCCCACUUUAAAUGAACCAUCCCCAGUCAAUAUGUUGAUCGGUGCUGACUUAUUCUGGGAUAUUAUUAGUGCCCAGCAGCAUUCGUUAGGACAUGGUUUCCCUAAGCUUCAGGCUUCAAAGUUUGGAUGGCUCGUCACGGGUCCAUUGCCUUGUUUUAAUCAAAAUAAAACUGAGUCAGUCAUGUGCAACUUUGUCUCAAAAAACACUUCUAGUAACAUACACGAUGACUUAUCUAAGUUCUGGGAACUUGAGAAUUUUCCUCAAAAAAAGCCCCCGAGUAGCGAAGAAAAAUUGUGUGAGCAACAUUAUCUCGCCAACACUACUCGUACUAAUAUUGGUCAAUUCUGUGUAGGGUUGCCACUUCGUGACAGCAUAGAUUGUUUAGGCAAUUCCUAUAACUUAGCCAAAAAGAGAUUUUUCAAUUUAGAGGCUCGUUUUCGAAAGCAACCUGAAUUAAAACAAAAAUAUUGUCAAUUCAUAGACGAAUAUGAAGCGUUAGGUCACCUAUCCGAAUCACCGGAGUCUAGACCGUUAAAUGCCUAUUUCUUGCCCCACCACCCAGUGAUACGGGAACAAAGCGAGUCGACUAAGUUACGCGUUGUAUUUGACGCCUCGGCUCGCACUUCUUCUGGUGUUUCUGUAAACAAUUUACAAAUGGUGGGACCAGUAGUGCAAGAUCCAUUAUUUAAUAUAUUAAUUCGUUUCAGACAGCAUAAGUAUGUCCUGACAGGAGACAUAGAGAAAAUGUUUCGCUCAGUGCUUCUCAAAGAGUCUGAUCGCAAUCUUCAACUUAUACUGUGGCGGGAUAGUGAGGAUAAGCCUUUAAGGACACUUCGUUUAAACACCGUUACUUACGGCUUCGCUAGUGCUUCCUUUCUUACUACUCGUUCUCUUUGGCAGAUAGGCGAAGAAUGUUCAGAUCAGAAGAUCAAAACUAUAAUUCAAAGUGAUCUAUAUUGCGAUGACCUACUUACCGGUGCAAGCAGCGAGGAAGAGUUGCGUCACAUUCUUCUUUCAGUCUCUUCCGAGUUGGAAAAAGGAUGUUUCAUCUACGCAAAUAUCGGUCAAACUUACCCAAGUUACUCGCGGACUCCGUUGACCUGGAAAGUGGUAAUCUUAUGAUUAGUAAUGCAACUAGCACGCUAGGAAUAGGUUGGACGCCGUCUUCCGACGAAUUUCACUUUCAGCAUAAUGUUUCGGCUUCUGAAAAUGUCACAAAGAGAACUAUACUUUCCUCAACAUUUAAAAUAUUUGAUCCUCUUGGUCUUCUGUCUAUUUUCACAAUCAAACCUAAAAUAAUACUACAAGAGUUAUGGAGUCAUAAAAUGGAUUGGGAUGAACCAGUUCCUCCAGAAAUAAGGAAUUCCUGGUUAAAGUUUUCUACUAAAUCCUCAUGUUUGUCUUCUUUAAAAAUUCCUAGAUGUAUUUUAAUUGAUAACGCAUCUUUUGUACAGAUACAUUGUUUCUGUGACGCUUCGCAGCGGGCUUUUGGCAGCUGUAUUUAUCUGAGGUCUAUUUCUGCUAGUGGCGUUGUACAGGUCAACCUAGUAUGUGCAAAAUCGCGGGUUGCACCUAUCAAACCCACGACAAUACCACGGCUCGAACUCUGCGCUGCCCUAUUAGGAGCCCAACUAACUGCUACAGUUUUAGCCGCAUUACGUUGCCCUAUUGAGCGUCAAGUGUAUUGGACAGACUCUAAAGUUGUGUUAGGUUGGCUUAACUCUAAUAAAACCAAAACGUUUGUUGCCCACAGGGUAGCUGCUAUAAAUGAACUAUCAAACCCUUCAGACUGGCGUUAUGUUCCCACUUCUGUCAACCCGGCUGACCUAGUCUCGCGUGGUGUCGAUCCGGACCAAACAGAUCUCUCUAUAUGGUGGAACGGUCCAUCGUUCCUUUUGGAAUCCGAAGAUUCCUGGCCCGCCUAUACUGCGGACUCUAUAGAGUUGCCAGAGCUUAAGACCCAUCACACUUUAGGGGGGGAGGAUGCAUCUUCCAUGCCAGAUUUGUCUGAAAAUUUAGCAAAAUAUUCUAAUUUAACCACUCUUAUUCGGGUUCUAGCUAGAGUUUUAAGGUUCGUCAAAAACUGUAGAUCAAAUAUAAAAUCAAACAGAUUACGAGGUCCACUUCAAGUUUCUGAAUUAGAAAACGCCCACAGCGUCGCUAUAAAGUUAGCCCAGAAAGAUUCCUUUCCUAUAGAAUUAGAACAGCUAGGAAAAGGUAAAUCUUUAAAUUCUAAAGCCGCGCUCGCUUCUCUUAAUCCAUUUUUAGACGAAAAUGGAAUUUUAAGAGUCGGCGGACGCAUCGAGUCAUCUUCUUAUCAGUAUGACAAACGUCAUCCUAUUUUAUUACAUGCAAAUCAUUUUUUAACAAAAUUAAUUUUCAAACAGGAGCACCUACGCUUGUUGCACGCCGGUCCUCAGCAUCUCCUGGCAUCUAUUAGAGAACGUUAUUGGCCUGUAGGAGGCAAGAAUCUAGCCAGACGUGCAGCACGCGAAUGUGUAACCUGUCGUCGAUUCAAUGCUCGCACUAUGGAUAAUAUUAUGGGAAACUUACCUGCAGAUCGCGUUGAAACUGAUUUCCCCUUCUCCACUAUAGGUACCGACUUUGCCGGCCCAUUUCUUAUAACAGACCGCAAAGGGCGCGGCUGUAAAAUAACUAAAAGUUACCUAUGUAUCUUCAUUUGCUUUCGCUACAAAUGCGUUCAUUUAGAGUUAGUCAGCGACUUAUCAAUGGAGGCAUUUUUACUUACAUUAAAAAGAUUUAUAGCUCGUAGGGGUAAACCAAAGGUCAUCUACUGCGACAAUGGUAGAAAUUUCGUUGCAGCAGCCAAGGAAAUAAAUUCUUUCCUCGAGUCUAAUAGCGACUCCAUUAAAGACUCUGCAUCUCGCGAAGGCAUUGAAUUCCGCUUCUCACCAGCAUACGCUCCUCACUUUGGUGGUCUCUGGGAAGCCGGAGUCAAGUCAGCGAAAUUCCACUUAUACAGAGUCCUAAAAAAUAUUCACUUGACUCUCGAGGAAUUGAGUUCGCUGUUUGCUCAGAUCGAGGCGAUACUUAACAGCCGUCCUUUAUGUCCUUUAAGUCCCUCUCCACAAGACCUAUCUCCGCUCACCCCGGGCCACUUUAUAAUUGGUAGGCCACUAACGUCUUUGCCAUCACCGUACCUACUGGACUAUAGCACAAAUCGUCUAGACCGUUUUCAGCGAUUGGAGCAAGCUCGUCAGCACUUUUGGAAGCGAUGGUCAACAGAGUACGUCACGGAGCUCCAGCAACGCACAAAGUGGAAGGUGCGGUGUCGAGAACUGAAGGUAGACGACCUAGUCCUCAUCAAGGAUGAUGGGACUCCUCCCCUAUGUUGGCGCCUUGGAAGAGUCUCAAAGUUAUUUCCCGGUACUGACGGUGUGCCUCGCGUCGCUGAUGUAUCCACUUCACAAGGCACCGUACGACGAGCUAUCAACAGAUUGUGUUUGCUGCCUUCACCAGAUGACUGCACGGCAUAGAAUCUUGAAAGCUUCCUCUAGAGCUUUCAAGGCCCCCGAGGAUGUCUGCGACACAUUCAUUCAUCGAUGACACAUUCAUUCAUCCACAAUAAUUAAUAUAUAUAAUCUGUGGCAUACAUUCACACGUUCACUCAUUUUCAUUCAUUAUUCAUUCUAUCUAGCCAACAUGGCCUCACGCUGUACGUUCCAAUAAUAUUUUAUUAUAAUUGUUUAAAAACUAGAGUAAAUGUUUUAUGGAAAACUUCAA
Messenger RNA from Spodoptera frugiperda (fall armyworm), 6654 nucleotides. RefSeq lists its product as uncharacterized. The transcript has a single exon. Gene Ontology annotation, molecular function: nucleic acid binding. The coding region runs from base 3951 to 6407 and encodes 818 amino acids. The record is from RefSeq and is a predicted model, not a curated record. NCBI's taxonomy places the organism in Eukaryota, Metazoa, Arthropoda, Insecta, Lepidoptera, Noctuidae. Gene Ontology annotation, biological process: DNA integration.